This is a messenger RNA of Zerene cesonia (dogface butterfly), 1634 nucleotides long. RefSeq names its product non-canonical poly(A) RNA polymerase protein Trf4-1-like. NCBI's taxonomy places the organism in Eukaryota, Metazoa, Arthropoda, Insecta, Lepidoptera, Pieridae. Gene Ontology annotation, cellular component: nucleolus; TRAMP complex. Gene Ontology annotation, molecular function: mRNA binding; poly(A) RNA polymerase activity. The transcript has 8 exons. Gene Ontology annotation, biological process: RNA 3'-end processing. The record is from RefSeq and is a predicted model, not a curated record. The coding region runs from base 141 to 1634 and encodes 497 amino acids.
UGUCAACUAUCCGCGUGUCGUCCAUGUUCCGAAUGUGGUGUGACUUAUUUUUGUUUUGUAUUAAUUUUUCGAAUUACAAUUACAAAUGUGAAAUGAUACAACAUGUGUUAUCCCAUAUAGUGGAAUCUUGCUCCGGCUGAAUGGAUCCCUACGUCGGGUGGUAUCAGCCCGAGCAGGAAGGACCCGCGAAGCGAUUGUGGCUUCGUAUAUGGGAAACUCAAAGUGAAACAGACAAAAUGAACCUCAAAAACUUAGAGAACGCUAAUCCUAAUGUGAAUAAAGCACAAGACUUUAUACCAAUAAAUGAUGUGAAUGGUGAAAAUAGGAAUAAUAAUUAUUUCAAUCCUACACGGAGGAAAGCAAACGAUAACCGCGCAUCUACGUUUAACCUGAAUCAGAACCACGAUGCUCUCAUAGGUGAAUACGGGGGCUGCCCUUGGCGGAUACCCAACUACCAUUAUAAGCCUGGGAUACUCGGGCUACACGAAGAGAUCGAGCACUUCUAUAUGUACAUGUCGCCGACGGAGACGGAGCACCUGGUGCGCUCGACGGUGGUGACGCGCAUACGCAGCGCGAUCCUUUCGCUGUGGCCGCAGGCGCGCGUCGAGGUGUUCGGCUCUUUCCGCACCGGCCUCUAUCUGCCCACUAGUGACAUCGAUCUGGUUGUUAUUGGUCAAUGGGAGAAGUUGCCGCUGUGGACGUUGGAGCGCGAGCUGGUGAACCAGGACAUCGCGGAGAAGGAGAGCAUCAAGGUGCUCGAGAAGGCCACCGUGCCCAUCGUCAAGAUGACCGACAAAUACUCCGAUGUUAAGGUCGACAUCUCGUUCAAUAUGAGCAGCGGAGUCAAAAGCGCCGAGCUCAUAAAACAGUAUAAGGAAAAAUACCCCGUGCUCUCACGGCUAGUCAUGGUGCUGAAACAGUUCCUGCUCCAACGGGACCUGAACGAGGUGUUCACCGGAGGCAUCUCCUCCUAUUCCCUCAUACUGAUGUGCAUCAGCUUCCUGCAGCUGCACCCUCGGCCGGAGAGGCUCAGGCAGCCACAUAACCUCGGCGUCCUGCUGAUUGAGUUCUUCGAACUGUAUGGGAGGAAGUUCAAUUAUGUGAAGACGGCGAUACGCGUCAAGAACGGAGGCUCGUAUGUGUCCAAGGACGAGAUACAGAAGGAGAUGAAUGACGGGCACCGUCCAUCGUUGUUGUGUAUCGAGGACCCGCUGACGCCGGGCAACGAUAUCGGCCGGUCUAGUUAUGGCGCUAUACAAGUUAAACAGGCGUUCGACUACGGCUACAUAAUCCUGCAGCAGGCGGUGGCGGGCGGCAGCGCGCUGCUGCUGCGGCACAGCGUGCUCGGGCGCGUGGUGCGCGUGACGGACCACGUGCUGCAGUACCGGCGCUGGGUGCGCGACACCUUCGAGCCCUACUUCUUCCCGCACCGGCCGCCCGCGCCGCCCGCCGCGCCGCUCGCCGCGCCGCUCGCCGCGCCGCUCGCUGCGCCGCCCGCCGCCGCGCCGUCGCCGCCGCCGCUGUCGGCGCUGCAGUGCUCGUCGCCCACGCCGCGCCGCGUGUCCGCGCACCAGAGCCUCAUCAUACACCACAUUACCAGCAAUUCGGACUUCAACAACAUACCCUCGGGUUAG